CAUGUUAGGCCUAAGUAGGUCCACAGGCUUCAAAGGCAGUCGAAAUGUCCAAUUACAAAAACCAGAAAAACCUUCACGUUUUCGUUUGCCCCUGCCGCAAAUCUCCCGCCAAAAAGCUGUGAAUAAAAUAAAAAGAUGAAAUUUUCAUCCAAAUCUUGAUGAACACUCGGAAGCCAAAUUUAAAUCACCUGCACCUCCGUCAAGAUGUUCGGAUCUCACGGAGAGAGCACGAUCGACAAAUACGGUUCGAUCAAUGCAAGCAACAUUGGCUCGAUCGUUCCCGUUUAUUUCAACGAAAACGAGUACUCCAAGGACGAAGAGAAGCUGGUUUUUGAGCUCAUUCGUUUCUUCUCCGUUCCUCCAGGGCAAGAUCUUGCUCAUCAGGUAAAGGAUGAUUCUGGUGCCCUCUCUUUGUCUCUUGAUUUCCAACAAUUUCGAAAAUCAUGUGAUAUUGAAGAAUUCUAUGCAAAUUUGGAAGAUAAACCUAAAAUAGCUCUCUCCUGUGUGAGUGCUGCAGUUCACCAGGUUUUAUUAAGCAACUCGGAUUUCUACUUGGAGGAAGGAUUGAAGAUAAAUAUUCGUCUGCACAACUACCCUGAAUCCCUGAUUGUCUUGAAGAACUUAAAGGCAGCAUAUAUUGAUAAGCUUGUGUCCGUGCGUGGCACUGUGGUAAAAGCUAGCACUGUUAAACCUCUUGUGAUUAAAAUGAAUUUUGCCUGUGAAAAAUGCACAACAGAGAUUCCUCGUUUGUUUCCCGAUGGCAAAUUUUCACCGCCAACGGCUUGUACUUUACAUGGCUGCAAGAGCCGAACAUUCAAACCAAUUCGAUCUUCAGCUCAAGCAAUAGAUUUUCAGAAGAUAAGGCUACAGGAGCUACUGAAGUCUGAGGAUCAUGAAGAAGGUCGAGUGCCUCGAACAGUAGAAUGCGAAUUGACUGAGGAUCUUGUUGAUGUUUGCAUCCCUGGGGAUGUAGUAACAGUCACUGGAAUUAUCAGAGUUAUCAACAAUUACAUGGAUAUUGGAGGAGGAAAAUCAAAAAGCCGAAAUCAAGGAUUCUACUAUCUGUACAUAGAAGCAGUUUCCGUAAAAAAUUCCAAGUCACAGUCUACACCCGAGGACUUGCAAGAUUCCAAUAGUAAUCAUAGACCGACAGACCUGGUUGAGUUGUUCUCAUUCUCUCCAAGGGAUUUGGAAUUCAUUGUUAAGUUUUCAGAAGAACAUGGUUCUGAUGUCUUUCGGCAAAUACUUCAAUCCAUAUGUCCAUCAAUCUAUGGACAUGAGCUUGUUAAAGCUGGAAUAACCUUGGCAUUGUUUGGUGGUGUAAGAAAACAUUCAAUGGAUCAGAAUAAGGUCCCAGUCAGGGGAGACAUCCAUGUCAUUGUUGUUGGCGAUCCAGGUCUAGGAAAGAGUCAAUUACUGCAAGCAGCAGCAGCUAUUUCCCCACGUGGCAUAUAUGUCUGUGGCAAUGCCACUACCAAUGCUGGUCUCACUGUAGCUGUAGUGAAGGAUACCAUGACAAGUGACUAUGCUUUCGAGGCUGGAGCCAUGGUACUUGCAGACCGUGGAUUAUGCUGUAUAGAUGAGUUUGAUAAAAUGUCCGCUGAACAUCAGGUUUCUCCUGACUGCUUUAUUUAUCAUUUGACCUAUAAGUAUCCAGGCUAUCUUUCACUUACAUCGGGAUUAAGGCAGGCUUUACUGGAAGCAAUGGAACAGCAGUGUGUUUCUGUUGCAAAAGCUGGACUUGUAGCAAGUUUAUCUGCUCGAACAUCUGUCUUAGCAGCAGCAAAUCCUGUUGGUGGUCAUUAUAACCGUGCAAAAACAGUCAAUGAAAAUUUGAAAAUGAAUGCAGCUUUGCUCUCACGAUUUGAUUUGGUUUUCAUAUUGCUUGAUAAACCUGAUGAGUUACUGGACAAGCAACUCUCGGAGCACAUAAUGUCACUUCACGCUGGAUAUGGAGAAAAUUCACCUGCUGUGAAAAAGCCACGUAUAGCAUCACAAAAUGUUGAAGGAAUAGGUACGAGUGUGAAAGGAGGUUCUUUAGUUUCUAGGCUUAGACUUGACCCCAAAAGGGAUGCUGAUUUUGUUUCAUUGCCUAGUGCACUUCUUCGCAAAUAUAUUGCUUACGCAAGAACCUAUGUCUUCCCCAGAAUGUCAAAACCAGCUGCGGAGAUCCUGCAAAAGUUCUACUUACAACUUAGAGACCAUAGUACAUCUGGUGAUGGUACACCUAUAACAGCAAGACAGCUGGAGAGUCUGGUGAGAUUGACAGAAGCUCGAGCACGAGUAGAGUUGAGAGAAGAAAUAACAGCCCAAGAUGCUAGGGAUGCAGUUGAAAUAAUGAAAGAAUCCCUGUAUGAUAAGUAUGUUGAUGAGCAUGGUUUUGUGGAUUUUGGUCGAAGUGGGGGGAUGAGUCAACAAAAAGAAGCAAAGCGCUUUUUAAGUGCUCUGAACAAGCAGUCAGAGCUGCAGCAGAAAGAUUGCUUCUCCAUAUCUGAAAUAUACAGUUUGGCAGAUAGAAUUAGCUUAAGGGUUCCUGAUAUUGACACAUUUGUGGAUAACUUAAACAGUGUAGGUUAUCUUCUUAAGAAGGGACCAAAGACAUAUCAGGUGUUAUCAUCAUCCUAUUCACGGAGCCAACCAUCAAGAUCAAGAUGCUAAACACCUUCAUAAUAAAAUAGGCAAGAAUCCAAUUAC
This is a messenger RNA of Durio zibethinus, 2694 nucleotides long. RefSeq names its product minichromosome maintenance 8 (gene MCM8). Gene Ontology annotation, molecular function: single-stranded DNA helicase activity; ATP binding; ATP hydrolysis activity. The record is from RefSeq and is a predicted model, not a curated record. Gene Ontology annotation, cellular component: MCM complex; nucleus. NCBI's taxonomy places the organism in Eukaryota, Viridiplantae, Streptophyta, Magnoliopsida, Malvales, Malvaceae.